AACAAAUGUGACAAUCAAAGAAUCAUUUCGAAUUUUUUAAUAUCUACGUAUUUCAUACUAUUGCAAAUAGUUGUAUUAAUGUUUGUAUUAACGUGAUUUUAAAGAUAAUUGACAGAAUGACUAUUGAUCCAGCAAAGUCUAUAUCUGCAUUUUACGCUGGACAGAGUAUAUUUUUGACAGGUGCAACAGGAUUUCUAGGUAAAGUUUUUAUCGAAAAGGUAUUACGAUCUUGUCCAGAUGUUUGUGAAAUAUUUCUAUUAAUGCGACCGAAAAAAGGAUUAAAUGUUGAAGAAAGGCUUAAAAAAAUGCUAAAUUUACCGUUAUAUAAUAAAUUACGCAAAGAGCAACCUGCAAAUUUUGAGAAAUUAAUUCCAAUUUCUGGCGAUGUCAGAGAAAAAGAAUUAGGUUUAUCGGUUGCAGACAGACAAAUGCUGAUUGAAAGAGUGACUAUAAUAAUUCAUUCAGCGGCUAAUAUGAAAAUGCAUGAUAGUAUAAAACGUGCCAUAUUUGGCAAUAUCAGAGCAACAAGAGACAUUUGUAUUUUAGCUCAAAAUAUGAAGAAUUUAAUUGCAUUGGUGUAUAUUAGUACAGCGUUUACACAUGUACAUGAACCAUUUAUUGAAGAAAGAGCAUAUCCACCUAUAGCUGACUGGCAAAAGAUAAUCGAAAUGGCAGAAAUUUUGGAUGAGCAUACUUUAAAUAUUUUUACAACUAAUUGUACAGAUUCUACACUUAUUGUUUUAAAUUGUACUAGUCAAAAAUAUUUGACACGUCAUGAUAAUAUUAAACUGUUACUCAAUAUUAUGAAUAAUAUACCAAUGGAAGGAAUUAUCUGGACUCCUAAUGCAGUGAUAACCGACAACACCGUUCUGUUUUAUAUACUAACAUUAUUGCGUAUUCUGCCAGCUAUAUUAAUAGAAUUAAUUUUUAAAUUUUCUGGCCGCCCAUCUGCGAUAGUACAAAUGCAAAGAAGAUUAUAUAUGGUAAAUUGGACUUUGAGUCAUUUUAUGCUUCGUGACUGGAAAUUCAGCAAUACAAAUUCGUUGAUACUAUUAUCGUCAAUACCACCUGACGAUAGAGAUGUGUUUUCUUUUGAGCAUACUGAUUUUGAUAUUAAAAGACAUAUCAAGAGUACCGUAACUGGUAUCAAAAAAUUUCUUCUUUAUGAAGAUAUGAAUAGAUUGGAUGCAGCCAGAACACACGAUAAAAG
Messenger RNA from Cyphomyrmex costatus, 1210 nucleotides. Its product is annotated as putative fatty acyl-CoA reductase CG5065. Gene Ontology annotation, molecular function: alcohol-forming very long-chain fatty acyl-CoA reductase (NADP+) activity. The record is from RefSeq and is a predicted model, not a curated record. Gene Ontology annotation, biological process: long-chain fatty-acyl-CoA metabolic process. Gene Ontology annotation, cellular component: peroxisome. The annotation marks the transcript as partial. The transcript has 6 exons. NCBI's taxonomy places the organism in Eukaryota, Metazoa, Arthropoda, Insecta, Hymenoptera, Formicidae.